AUGAAGGUAUUCAGUUUAAUUGCAUUGUUCUUCGUAGCUAUAACUUCAGUUCUAGCUGCAUCCUCCUCCGCUCCAGAUACAACGAUCACCCAUAAAGUUUAUUUCGAUAUUACUCAUGGAGAUGAAAAAGUUGGUAGAAUUGUCAUGGGUCUGUAUGGUAAGACCGUACCAAAGACGGUUGAAAAUUUCUAUCAAUUAACCAUCUCUAAGGAUCCUAAGAUGGGAUACUUACAAUCUAUUUUCCAUCGUGUUAUUCCAAAUUUUAUGAUUCAAGGUGGUGAUUUCACUCAUAGUUCUGGUAUUGGUGGGAAAUCUAUUUAUGGUCCACGUUUUAAAGAUGAAAAUUUCAAGAUUAAACAUGAUAAACCAGGUAAAUUAUCCAUGGCUAACGCUGGUAAGGAUACUAAUGGUUCUCAAUUCUUUAUCACUACUGUGGCUACUCCAUGGUUAGAUGGUCAUCAUGUCGUCUUCGGUGAAGUCUUAGAUGGUAUGGAUAUUGUUCAUUAUAUUGAAAAUGUCCCAAGAGAUAGAAGAGAUGUGCCAUUAAAGAAAGUUCAAAUAUCUGCUAGUGGUGAAAUAACCAACGGUGCUAACUCCGAUGAAUUGAGAUAA
Naumovozyma dairenensis CBS 421 is the source of this 612-nucleotide messenger RNA. It is a transcript of the gene CPR2, whose product is annotated as peptidylprolyl isomerase CPR2. Gene Ontology annotation, molecular function: peptidyl-prolyl cis-trans isomerase activity. The record is from RefSeq and is a predicted model, not a curated record. Gene Ontology annotation, biological process: protein folding; protein peptidyl-prolyl isomerization. Gene Ontology annotation, cellular component: endoplasmic reticulum; fungal-type vacuole. NCBI's taxonomy places the organism in Eukaryota, Fungi, Ascomycota, Saccharomycetes, Saccharomycetales, Saccharomycetaceae. The transcript has a single exon. The coding region runs from base 1 to 612 and encodes 203 amino acids.